AGUCCGAGCAUAAAUGAUAGCCUCCCCCUCGCCUUUUUCAACAACAUAAUAAGGAAUAUCUAGACACACUUCUUGGCGAUCAGAAUUUCAUUAUAGCUUUAAGCAUGUAUCAAGAGUCAACAGGAGUAGAGGAUGCAGAGUACCACAUUAUGUAUGACCAUUAUGAUCACAUGAAGCUCCCUCAAGAUGCUACGGCAACACUAAAGCUAGCAACUGAAACUCUGUCCAGCACAGAUUCACUCACCACUGUAACACUAUCGGGAGGUGAAGGUCUUGUAGCACCUGCAUUGGCCAAUAAUUCCCAUCCUGCCACAAAUGCCCUCACAACCACAUCAUUUUCUGGAGGAGUGAGACUGACCGCUCCAUCUCUGUCAACCAAUGGCAGCUUGGCUAUCACAUCACUCACUAGUGCAGCAGCCACAAGUACUAUUCCUACCACAUCCACUCCAACAGAUAAUUUUGCAAGAUCUACUAUUGCAAAUAGUGACACCAUCACUGCUGCUACUAUACCUACUGUAGAUACAAAUACACAUAACCAAGUCUCUCCAAUGAACAUGAAUCAGAUUGUGACAACCUCUGGGGAUGGUGUGAUUGAUGGAAACCUAGUUACAUCAUCUUCAAUAGAUGCAGUUGUAACAACAAUGGUGGCACCUUCAGAUUGUCCAAAUGUGGCCAGUAACUGCAGAAAAGUACCACAGGUGAUUGUAAAACUUCUAAGUGAUGAUUCUCUAAGUUUAGACAUGGUUCGUAUUAUUGCAGAGCAGGAAACUGAUAACACAUCACAUAAUGCUCAUGGUUUCAACAUGCUCACAAGAACAGGAACAUUAGUUCAUACAAAAUUAUCUGAGAGUAGCAUCAUCAAUGCUGUUGCACCCAACCAGUAUCGCCAGACAGAAGUUAUCAGGCCUACUAUCAGAGAUGAAGGAGAAGUCAGCCCAGAAUGCAGUGUAGUUUGGACUUGCGCCUACUGCAGCCUAGCAUUCUCAAGUUCUGAAGCAGUGGGGCAACACCAAGAAAAAGACUGCACAGAAAACCCAAACAAUGUUGUAUUUGCAACCACAACAUCUCAGUCUACUGUUGAUGCCCUGAUGUCUCCUUUGAGAGAAUCAGAAGAUCCAUCUUAUGAUCUGAAAUUAGAGCGGGGAGAUUCACAGCCAGAUGACAGUAUGAAAGAGGCUCAAGAUGCACAGAAAGUUCAAGAAAAGAACGUUGAAUCACCUGACUGUGAAACUACUUGGAACUGUGCUGUGUGUGGCAGUGAAUUCACAGAUCCCAAGGAACUAAAUCAGCAUCAUAUGACUCAUUCAGUUCAGGAGCUUUCUUCAGCAUUAUUUAAAUUCACAACCCCACAUCAAAAAGCCAAGAAGAGCACAAGAGCCAAAUCACCAGUCACUGUAAAGUCAGUCUUUAAUUCAUCCUUGCAAAAUGAUAGUACCAAGGUUAGGUGGAAUAAGGAUGUGGCUGAUACAAAGCUGGAGGAAGAAAUGGCUGACAACCCGGGAGACACUCCUCCACAAACCCCGCCGCUGGAAGUCACUGUGAAGAAACGGAAGCGAAAGCCGGGCCCCAAAGCAAAACCACGUGAAAAGAGUGAGAAAAGGAAAUAUGUCAGGAAACUUGGAAGUGAUGGGAAGCCAAUUCGUCAGCGUGAAUAUAAAGUUCCCCCAGCUGGACAUGGUAGUCGUGAUCCUCAUACUUGUUACAUUUGCAGUAAAGUCUUAAGCUCGAGGGGAAAUUUAGCCAAACAUUUAGUUUUACAUAAUCUAGACAAACCUUGGGUAUGCAAUUUAUGUGGAAUAGGUUUUAAUGCAAAACGAGAUCAUAAACAUCAUUAUUUACAACACCAUACAAACGAAAGGCCAAACAUCUGCAAAGUUUGCGGGAAGGGCUAUGUUGAUAGCAGCUCUGUUCAUCAUAGUGAUAAAAAGUCUUCAGCCAAACAACAAAAAGAACAGCAGCUGCAGCAGCAGGCAUCACAGCAGCAUAUUGAUCAAGGAAAUCACCCUGUUAAAUCCAAAGACAUUACAGAAUUCUUGUUGCCCAGUGGAACCCCAGCCCACAUCCUCCCAGAUCAGUUGUUGCCGACUGACUUGGAAUCUGCUAGUCUGAGUGGAUCUGUGACCACAAAAGAUGGUAUUUUUAUCAGCAGUGAUCCUUUAGCAAUACCAGCUCUUAUCCCGAUCAGAGGAACAGGAGAAAAUGGUCAGGGGGACCAGGUGUGA
Molecule: messenger RNA, 2222 nt
Organism: Penaeus indicus
Lineage: Eukaryota; Metazoa; Arthropoda; Malacostraca; Decapoda; Penaeidae
Exons: 4
Coding region: 105-2222 (705 amino acids)
Biological process (GO): regulation of gene expression
Cellular component (GO): nucleus
Source: RefSeq, a predicted model, not a curated record